Messenger RNA from Egretta garzetta (little egret), 1445 nucleotides. RefSeq names its product MAPK interacting serine/threonine kinase 2 (gene MKNK2). The transcript has 6 exons. The record is from RefSeq and is a predicted model, not a curated record. Gene Ontology annotation, molecular function: calcium/calmodulin-dependent protein kinase activity; ATP binding; calcium-dependent protein serine/threonine kinase activity. Gene Ontology annotation, biological process: protein autophosphorylation; peptidyl-serine phosphorylation; intracellular signal transduction. Lineage: Eukaryota; Metazoa; Chordata; Aves; Pelecaniformes; Ardeidae. The annotation marks the transcript as partial. Gene Ontology annotation, cellular component: cytoplasm; nucleus.
CAGAGCCACUGGGGUUUUGGGGUGGGGGAGGCAGUGGCUCCCAUGCCCUUCAUUGAUCCAGGGUGCAGGGAGGGUUUGGGAUCGGGCCUGAUCCUGCCAGGUCAUGGGUGUCUCUCAGUCUGGUGGGCACGAUGUUCACCGGAGCAGGGCUGAGUGGGCUCUGGCCCCCCGUGACCUUGUGGGGAGCCAGGAGGACGCAGCCCGGUGGCUCCGGAGCCCAUCCUGCCCUGUGGCUUUUUUUUUUCCCUUCCCUUUGCUGUAGUUCAGGUUUGGGUGGAGAUUUGGGGUUGGGUUGGUGCAGGAGGCCCCGGCCCCUCUCAUCAUCCCCCACGUACUGAUCUGGGGCUGCUGGCAUGGAGGCAUGACCCUGCAGCACCAUCCCCAUCAGGAGAUGUGCUCAAACCCUUCCUCCUCCUCCUCCUCCUCUGGCUCUCCCCGGGGCUCUGCCAUGUCCCUCCGGCAGCAGCGCCAUGAGCUGGUGUCCUGCACCGGCGGGGAGGGCGAGCAGAGCGUGUGCCCGGACCAGGAACGUGCCGGACUCUGUGUCUGCAUUGGGCGGCCGGUGGCAGCUGAUCCGGUGGCUGCCGUCCCACUCCAGUUCUUGGCCCCUGCAGGGACAAAACCCCUUCGACCUGGAGUUUGACCAGUCCAACCACCUGGAGCCCGUCUUCAACUUCGAGUGCCCGCCCCGUCCUGACAUGCCUUCAAGCCAACCCAUCGAUAUCCCCGAUGCCAAGAAAAGGAACAAGAAGAAGAAGCGCUGCAGAGCCACCGACAGCUUCUCCGGCAGGUUUGAAGAUGUUUACCAGCUGCAGGAGGAGGUGCUGGGAGAAGGGGCCCACGCCAGAGUCCAGUCCUGUGUUAACCUCAUCACCAACAAGGAGUACGCGGUGAAGGUAAAGCUCUGCCGCGGACCCGCCUCCCUCCCACCCCCUGCCUCAGUUUCCCUUUCCGCCCUCCACGUCCCGGGCUCUCCCAGCUCCCGUGGUGCUGGCCCAGGACGAUGGGUCCGUGGGCUGGAGGGGGAAGGAGAGGGGCAGGAGCGCGGCAGGGCCAAGAUGAGAGGAGGUUCCAUCCUGACCCACAUCCACCGGAGACGCCACUUCAACGAGCUGGAGGCCAGCGUGGUGGUGCGGGAUAUCGCCAGCGCCCUGCACUUCUUGCACAACAAAGGUGACCUGGCUCAGCCCCCUUCAUUUCUUCCCCCCCCCCACCAGAACAUGCUCUUCGAGAGCAUCCAGGAGGGGAAGUACGAGUUCCCCGACAAGGACUGGGCGCACAUCUCCUUCGGAGCCAAAGACCUCAUUUCCAAGCUGCUGGUGAGAGAUGCCAAGAAGCGGCUCAGCGCGGCCCAGGUCCUGGAGCACCCCUGGGUGCAGGGGGUGAGUCCUGCCCUCCCCCUCCCCUCCCAAAAAGCCACUGUUGUUGGGGGACACUGCUCACCC